CGGGCCGAAGCUCUGGAAGGCCUCAACUACCACUGGACAUCGUUUCCAGCAUCAUCUCCCGGGUAGAAAUUCGAUUAAUGGUUUGGGGUCUGGGAACGAGGCUUACUUUGAGAGGGGUGAACAGAUCGAAUCACCAGCAGACCUUGCCCGUGUCAGUCGAAGCAGCCGAAUUCACCACUUCCUAACUGUCCCUUUGCUUUAUAGGAAUGUGGUCCUCGUUUGUAGACAAGAGGAGAGGAGACCUUACAUCACCUUGGCACAGAUGGGCGCAUUACUCAAACCCGGUAUCGCGGCCUGUGUUCGGCGUUUGGAGGUCGUCAAUGAGAAGCCGUCAGGCCGGGACCGGCGAGGUGAAGAACAUGGAGUGUGGGCUGUCGCGUUGGUGGGGAUAAUUACCGGAAUGAGUAUGCUAGAAGAGUUCUUGUAGGUACCGCCGUUCCGUAACAGUAUUAACCUGCUCGUGCAGGGCUCAGACUAAUAUGGGUGAUGGGGGAUCAACGGCAGGUGGAAUUCGGAAUCGAUGAUGCAUCCUAUCCUUUAUGAAGCGCUGUCUAGACACCCAAAAUUGGGGAGCUUAAGAAUAAUACAUCCGCUCUCACUUCAUCCCCCCCCUCCACCUUCGUUUGCACCGCCGAUAGUCUUUAGAAAUCUGAAGAGCAUACACCUAACGGGUCUCGGUUCCCGAACGACGUACAAUUGGAGCAUGUCUGCAAUGCCGGCACUCCAAGUUUUUAAAGUGUCCUGGAGGAUUUCGACUAGGUUAAGUGCCAUCUUCCCAGAAAAUGGGCCCAUCCGAGGUCCUCGGUCUCUAAAGGAACUUCAUAUAAGCAACGUGGUGCUUGAUAUACCGAUACAGCAGUGUUUGGAUUUCCUGGAGCUUCAAAAACUUUCGCUUCUUGACUGUAGUGUUGGGGAGAGCUCAUCAUGGGGCGAGAUCCUGAGUGCUGAAGAGAAGAAAGUGACCAACUCUGGGUCGCCUGCAAGUGUUUUGUCAUCCGGAAGUGGAGGCAUCACCAGGCGAAGUCCUGCGCCCGCGGCGAGGCACCUGAAGCUGAAGAGCCUUCGGAUAAACGAAGUGGGGGAACACUGGGCAAAUUUCCUCUCCUCCUUUGCUGGCCUGGAAGAGCUAUACAUCCUUCCAUCAACCAACGUGACAGAAGAGGGCACUGUCGAGCCUUUCCUGGACGCGAUUAUAAACUCCCACUGCUCUACAAUCCGCAACCUCCGUCUAAGCACUAGCCACUCAGUCGAGAGACGCUGCGCCUCAAAAUUGGUUCGCUCUUGCAAAGGCCUUGAGGAGGUGUCCUUGCGGAUACCAAAGUCCGAAUGGGUUCGUAAACCGCAAACCUCCCCGCACAUAUAACACGAAUGGGCAAACUGACAGAUCAAUACCCGGCCGCCUGCGUCGCCACUCCCCUUUGGAAUUGAAAACAGAAAUUUAUAGAGAUACUAAUCCUAUUUUUAACACGCAUUCGCGUCUUCCAGCUCUUGACGACAGAGCUAUCAUCCCACGCGGAGGAGUACGAGGAAUUGUUUGCACGUCGGGAGAAUUCGGAAAACCAGGUCGCUCAGGAAGGGGAAUCUCUGCUGGAAAUCUUUGGCUUUGGGACUAAAUGGGCAUGGGUUGUCGACCGGACGCCUUGCUGGGUCGACGGCGUGGAUCCGGAGACAGGCAAGACCGAGAAGAGGAGGGUCAAGAAGGGGCAUAUCGAGCAGAUUUCAAUGCUCAGCGAGAAGGUUGGGGUUUGGAAGGCUGAGGAGAGGAUU
This is a messenger RNA of Tuber aestivum (summer truffle), 1767 nucleotides long. The record is from the annotation of a GenBank genome assembly. Lineage: Eukaryota; Fungi; Ascomycota; Pezizomycetes; Pezizales; Tuberaceae.